AUUGAGAUGGCUAAUGCGUACAAACCUUCCUAGAGAGAUUAUUGAUGUCAGGGACCAUGCCUGGAUAUAGUACCGACUGCCAUGUUAUGACGAGCUUUUAGGGUUUAUUAUUAUUAUUCUUUUGUUUGUUAUAUUUCCAUUUUAGUCCCGAUUAUUUGAUUCAAUUUGGUGGCUAUAGCUUUGAAGUUUCAAUUUAACUUGUGGUUUGGAUGAAUUUCCCAAAACGUUCCUUUCAUUUUAAAUGUUAACUGUUUCUUAUUAAGUUUUUGAAAAUUUUCAGAAUUUGGUAACUAUUACGUUUUUGUUCAUCUUUCCUAACUAAACAUUUGAUUUCUGAACCAAAUUGCAAAUGCAAAAACAAUUUUAAAAACUAAUUUUCUUAGUUUUCAAAACUUAACUUGGUUUUUAAAACACCCCUAAAAAAUGUAUGGAUGGAAAUAAUGUUUAUAAGCUUAAUUUUUAAAAAACCAAAUGGUUAUCAAAUCGGGCCUAAGUUAUAUGUUUUAUAGUUCUUUUUUUCUUAUUCUAGUCGGUUCUUUACUGUUAAUAAUGGACUUGUAGUUCAUGAUUAUGUGUAAAGUAAUCUUAAUUUUUACGAAUCACACCAUCAUCAUUCUUGAUGUGUACAUUAUGCUAUUGAUACUAAAAGAAACAAAUACCAGUGGCUGGCUGAAGAAGACGUUUUAAGCUAUUUUAUUGCGUUUGAUGUGUACAUUCCGUUCUCGAGCAUUUCAUGAUAGUUGGUAUUAUUGUUACGAAACGAAUAAACUAUUCUAGGAUUAUAUAUCUUGUGUCUUGGUGGCUGUGACUAUACUUCGAUACUAUCUAUUGAUUUUUUUCUUUUAUUUGCCAGCCACAAGCCAGAUGUUAUUAGUGGAGACAUGGAUUCAAUUCGGACCGAAGUACUAGAUUUUUAUGCUAAGCAAGGGACCAAGAUAUUUGAUGAAUCUGAAGAUGAGGAUACCACAGACCUACAUAAAUGUGUUGCAUAUAUUCUUCAGUCUAUGCCAAAUCUGGAGGAGUCUAAUCUGUGUAUACUUGUUGCGGGAGCUCUAGGUGGACGAUUUGAUCACGAGAUAGGAAACAUCAAUGUACUAUGCCGUUUCUCAACUACGCGCAUAAUCCUUCUGUCUGAUGAUUGUCUUGUUCAUCUUCUGCCAAGGACUCAUCACCAUGAAAUCCAUGUUGACUCAUCCGUUGAGGGUCCGCAUUGUGGUCUCAUUCCAAUUGGGAUGCCUUCUGGAAGCACUACAACCAAUGGUCUCCAAUGGGAUUUGACCGACAUAGAGAUGAAGUUUGGUGGACUAAUUAGCUCAUCAAAUAAAGUUAAAGGAGAGAAAGUAAGAGUGCAAUCUGACACCGAUCUUCUCUGGACGAUCUCAUUAAAAAAGCAAUGAGACGGGAUUGCAGGAUUGCGAUGAGCUGGAGCUGCAGUCGGCCUGCUAGCCGAUGCUAGAUUUUGAGCCUCCGAGCCCGCACAUUCUUCGGCCAGGCAUUCUCUGCAUUAGGUAAUGGAAUCUUCUUUCUCCCUUUAAAAUAAGAACAAUUGUAAAGAUCUACUCCUUCAUCUGCCAGGUCUUUUAGCUUUCCAUUUUCUGUUAUUUUUAUUUUUUAUUUUUUUAUGUGAUUAGGAAGUUAUAUUGUUUUU
Molecule: messenger RNA, 1648 nt
Organism: Cucurbita pepo subsp. pepo (vegetable marrow)
Lineage: Eukaryota; Viridiplantae; Streptophyta; Magnoliopsida; Cucurbitales; Cucurbitaceae
Source: RefSeq, a predicted model, not a curated record